UCUCACCCGACGUGCGGUGGCUACUAGUCAGCCAGCUGCUGCAGGCACUUUGGCCUGGGCGGAGGAGUGGAGGCUGCUUCGACCAUCAGCUGGGUUCGCAGUCCUCCCAGCAGCAUGACGGCCAUCGCGAUUCAGGUUCAGAAGCUGCCGGCUCAGAAGAGGCCAACCAAGUCCUUCUUCGAAUCAUGCAUCCGAACCCUGAUCAUUUUGUGUGCUGCCAUUGCUGUGGUCCUGUCUUCCAUCUCCAUAUUUGAUGGUCGCUGGCUCCUGGUGAAGGAUCAGCUCUUCGGCCUGUGGCACGUCUGCACCUUCACCAUUAAUGGUGAGCUGAAUUGCUUCACGGACUUGCACCUUGCCCAGGUGGAUGGACGACCAGUGGGCAUGGGCAUGGUCCUGGCCCGAAGCAUGGGGGCGCUGGCCGUGGUGGUGGCUAUCUUUGGCCUGGAGCUCCUGAUGUUCUCCCAGGUGUGCGAAGAUGCCCACUCUCGGAGGAAAUGGGCUAUGGGUUCCACCUUCAUCCUAAUUUCUUUUGCCUUGUCUUCUGUGGGGUUCCUCAGUUUUGUGAUCAUCUUCAAGGACCAGGUCACCUUCACAGGUCUCACCUUGAUGUUCUGGUGUCAAUUCACAUCUAACUUCCUCUUCUUCCUAAAUGGAAUCAGUGGCCUUCACAUCAAUAGCAUCACAUACCAGUGAAAUGGACCAAAUCAUUUUUAGAAAAUGAGAGAUCUCAGUACUUCCAGAGAAUGAACUACUCAAUGCCUGACAGAAAUGGAGUCUGUAAAGCCACUGAUUUCUUUAAAGUCAUGUACCUUUUGUUUGUGGAGUUUUUGGAUUAUUUUAAAAAAACAAAACCCCUUGUUCUCAUUCAUCCAGAGGUCUUAAGAAAAAAGGAUUGGAGUCAAGGCUCAGAUGCCAGUAAUUGUGCUGAGAAGUCAAAUUGGCUGGGGCUGUGGGAACGGUUUAAGGAAGGGAUCUUCCAAUGGUCAAAUAAGAAGCUGAAAGUAUUCCAAAGUUUUGUUUCUAGGGUAGAAAGAUGCCCUUCGAAAGGUUGGCUAUGACCUGUGGGGUAUGCAGUCAAGGAAACCCCAGGUGACAGCUCAGUUGCAGAGUACAAAGGAGGGGGAGUCCACCUAGAUUCAAGAGGUAGGAAACCCAAGACAACAGAUUCCUUUAUCAUUUUUUUUUAAUUAAAGAAUUUUAAGGUCGUUUUCUCUGCCUAUCUUCAACAGCAUUUGAAGUGUGGCAUCCAUGCCAGAAAUUCACACUUAACUUUUCCUAUAUUAGCAUAGGGUCCACAGAGCUACUACAAAUAACUUUAAGCCUAGAUUAUUCUUGAGGAACUCCUCCCUCCUGGCCCAGCCCUUCUAGGAUUCAUCUGUGACCUCAAAAAGCUUUCUCCAGGAGUAUCUCUUCCAGGUGGCUAUGUCCCAUUAAAAGAGAACACAUACAUCAGAGGAGUUUCUAAGAAUUACUGCUUAGUCUGGUUUGGUUGCAACUAUCCCUUACUUUCUCCUUCCCCCUGCUCUAUCUCCUCCCUUAACCUUUCCUAUCCCUUACCUCCCUUAUCUCCUUUCCUAUCCCCCUUCCUGUUUUUUCCCCAUGAUUCGGACCUAAAACCCAGUUUUGCCCUGAAAUGCCCAGAAAAAUGAAAGUAGAAGUAUUUACUUGGCUUAAGUUUUCAAUAUUAUUGCCCUCUCUCCCCACCCACCCCCAUUUUAAAGAUAAGAAUCCACUCUUUAAAAAGGUAAAUAUUUCCAGGAAAAUCACCAGUUCCAUUCAAACUGAUGCAAAUUUCCAAAGGUUAAACAACCAUUUCAUUGUUGAAAGGAGAAAGAGCUUGAGGGAAUUUCAUUCUUUAUGCAUUUCAGACUUCAUAUCAAAUUUAUUAAAUUUUUCAAUUGAAGAAUUUUUAAAUCUUUGUCCUUCAUCUUCCCCAGUAGUGGAAUGACCCCGGGGUGCUUUUAUGGAGUGUUACCUGCCUGACAGUCUUCUGAGGCAUGCGGCUGAUUUGGAGCUCCAAAUGUCUUUACAAUCCCAUGAACACAUUUGGAGCUCAAUUAAAAAACUUGUUGGUGUGAUCUGGUUUAAUUGGAUCCCUGAAUUGGGAGGGGGGUUGUCCUUCCAUCACUGCAUAGUUGGGCCUGUGAGGCCUCUGGCAAUGCAGAUGCCUCUCUCUGGGAGAGAGGAGUUCAGGUGAAGGGUUAUUGUUUUCUACCUGCUGGCCAGGUGAUUUUCCUUUUCUGGUCCAAGUUCACUGAGUUGGCUUUUACUGACUUCUAAGAUCAAGGACACAUUCAUGUGUGUGUCAGUGAGUUGCUGUGUUUAUGCUUGCUUGCUUGCUCAAGCAGGCACCAGUAACAGCUUAAAUAGGAGAGUGAAUUAAUUCAAUGUUUUCCAUUCCCAGAACACCACAGCUUUAAAAGCAAGAAGCUGUAAUUAGUACACAUACCUUGACCUGCUAGACUCUGCCAAUUGCUGGGUGUCAGACCUUGGGUAAUGAUUAAUGUCCAUCAUUAAGUUUGUGUGUGUGUGUUUCUGAGGAGGAGGGUUCCUUCUUAGAUAGGGAAAUAGAGAUGACCAUCUUUGCCAGCUGGACUUUAUCUGCAUUCCUUAGCUUUAUAUUGUCUCCCUUCCAGGUCCUCCCAGGGGCACUCUGGGGUGGAGGGUUUUCCUCAGUCCAUUAUUUCCAUUCCUAACUGUUGAUAUUCUUCUCAUUUCUGUAGCUCUGCCCAUCAGGUCUUCCCUCUCCUUCUGUCCAUCUGAUCUGUACUGGUUAAUCUCAGCCUCUUCCCCUCUGCUCAGACUUUCGUCAAACAUGUCUUUUUCUCCCCUUGAAAGCCCCUACCCACUGACUUGCCUUGACACAACUGACCAGUGUCCUACCUGCUGUGUUCUCUGCAUGUUCCAUUCUAGUCACCACCCUUUUUAGGGCCACUCUGUGCAUUUAUCUUUUGGAGGGGGUGGCCAGCUUUAUGCUUUACCUACCAAGACACUAAUUACUUGGUUUUAACACUUAUUUGGUAGAGCCAAGGGGAAAUGAGCAGUCUGAGAAAGGUGUCCAUGCUCUGGUCUAUUUAGUCACUUGUAAACAAAUAUAUUGCUGCAUUUUAAAGCAUAAUAUGCCCCUGAGCAUAAAAAAAAAUGGAAGUCUUUCUGGGUGAAGGCUCCAGGGACCAAGGGAUAGCAAACGUUUGUCAAUAACCUUAUAGCAUUAUGGGAGAGACAAGCUGAAAUUGCUGCAACCAGACAGUUAAAUACUAUUCUCCUAAUCCCAGACUCUUUCUAGUUUGGGAUCUUUGAGAAAGUGAGUAGAGGUUUACAAGGAUUAAGGAUCUAGGGGCAGUUUUUUCUGAAUGUCAACUAAUGAUUGGGGAUUGGUGACAUUGUGAAUGACAAAGACAGCAUUAGGGUAAAGAUACAGUAGGAAACCGGGAUGGGGAUCUAAAUUCUAUGGACAGUGCAGAUAGGUGUAAAAGUAAACACCAAAAUCCUGACAGAGGGAUGAUAACUGUGAGGACUGUGGGGGCAGGAUGAGAUGGAAUAGGAAAGGAAUCAUCAAACUGUCCCUGAGUUUCCAGCAGCUCUAUUGACAUUAAAUCAAAAGGCCCUUUCCCCAUGGUGAAAUCUGUGACUGACCCCAGGGAAACCUAAAAAAAAAACCCCAAUUGUUUAGGCUAACCUUGGUCUUACCCCUGCCACUGAGGCUGAGUGGCCAGGGAGCUCAUUGCUUUUCUGGAGGGAAACUUUAGGACCUUCAGGAGACUUUGAAGCUCACUCUUCUCUGGUCAUCGUGGGAAGCCCAGCUGCAUCAGCAAAGGGACUUUUACCCCUCGCUAUUUAGCCUCUCUCCAGCAAGAGAGACUAGACAUUGGACUCAGACAUUUGCUAUCGAUGUUCUAAUUGCAGAUCAUACUUAUUUGUACUCGGACAUUUUCUAUGUGUAUCUUAAGUGCAAAAGGCAAACGUGUGUACCUUUUCCAGUGUUAAACCUCAAUGGGUUUCUUUGUGUUGUGUUUGUUCUUUAAAUGAAGAGUCAACUUUCAAGAACUAAUGAUGUCCAAUAAAGUAAUU
This is a messenger RNA of Dromiciops gliroides (monito del monte), 4071 nucleotides long. RefSeq names its product transmembrane protein 37 (gene TMEM37). The record is from RefSeq and is a predicted model, not a curated record. The coding region runs from base 115 to 693 and encodes 192 amino acids. The transcript is spliced from 2 exons. Lineage: Eukaryota; Metazoa; Chordata; Mammalia; Microbiotheria; Microbiotheriidae. Gene Ontology annotation, molecular function: calcium channel activity; voltage-gated monoatomic ion channel activity. Gene Ontology annotation, cellular component: membrane.